CAAAUUGAAAAUAUUGUACAAAAAAUAUGAGCAAAAAGAGAAGUAAACGCAAACCGAAAGAGAUCGAUUACACGGCCGAGGGCAUUUUUGAUAAAAAUCGCUCGAUAGUUUAUGUUGAACAUACAUACGAAUGCGCGAUAUUUGUAACGAAGGCCGACGAAUUUGUUCAAUAUUUGCAAAAACUGUUUCCGGAGCGUGAAUUUGUUUUAAUACGCAACGACCAAGGAAAAAUCCAACCUCGCCCAGGAUCUUUUGAAAUUGAGUUUUCUCAACAUGCGAAGACAUCAAGGCAUACUCUUUGGUCGGGCAUAGAUAAGGGGCCACCUAGACGUGAUAAAUUUCCCAAAUUUGAUGAUCUAUUGCCUGAAGUGCAAAAAGUUUUAAAGAAAUUUUACCCAGAUGUAAUAACAAAUGUUGAAGAUGAACUCAAUGAAGACAACAACUGAAAGUUUGUAUUUGCUCGAUACAGAUUUUGUAAAAUUUUCGAGUCCAAAAUUUGGUGUUUUCAAUUUAUAAAUUAAAAAUAAACAAACAUGAGGCUUAAAAGAGGAAAACAUAUUUGGAUUUAUCUUUUUACCAUCAGAGAGCGGGGCCUUGAAGAAUAUUGAACACAAUUCUCGGCUUAAUGCCGAUGAUGGC
Messenger RNA from Glossina fuscipes, 639 nucleotides. RefSeq names its product selenoprotein H. The record is from RefSeq and is a predicted model, not a curated record. Gene Ontology annotation, cellular component: Golgi apparatus. NCBI's taxonomy places the organism in Eukaryota, Metazoa, Arthropoda, Insecta, Diptera, Glossinidae. The transcript has a single exon. Bases 27 to 446 code for a protein of 139 amino acids.